Messenger RNA from Styela clava, 2796 nucleotides. RefSeq names its product muscarinic acetylcholine receptor M2-like. Gene Ontology annotation, cellular component: synapse; dendrite; plasma membrane. The record is from RefSeq and is a predicted model, not a curated record. Gene Ontology annotation, biological process: adenylate cyclase-inhibiting G protein-coupled acetylcholine receptor signaling pathway; chemical synaptic transmission; G protein-coupled receptor signaling pathway, coupled to cyclic nucleotide second messenger. Gene Ontology annotation, molecular function: G protein-coupled serotonin receptor activity; G protein-coupled acetylcholine receptor activity. NCBI's taxonomy places the organism in Eukaryota, Metazoa, Chordata, Ascidiacea, Stolidobranchia, Styelidae.
UUACUGAUACAGAUUUAUUGUAGGAUAUGUUGCUUUUUUGUAAUUUUUCAAAGUUAACUAAUGAAUGUAGUGAGUACUUCAGCAUCAACAACAUCAGAAAUGCAGUUUGGAAAUCAAAACUAUUCAAACGUGGAAGUGAAGGCAGAUAUAGAAGGUUCCGCUGCCAAUAUUUUAAAGGAAAACUAUUUUAAUGAAAAUCAAGGAAGUGGACAAUACGACGAUAGUGCUAAUUUUACUGGGAAUAUGUCCGUUUCAAACGGUCCAAGACUAAACGAAGUAUCCGUGGCAAACAUGGAACUCGAUCCUGUUAGUGAUAAUGUAGCAAUAUUGAUAUGCUUCGUUACCAUAGGAUUGAGUUUGCUAACUACUGGUGGAAAUUUGUUGGUCAUAGCAGCUUUCAGGGUGAACAAAAAACUUCAGACGAUAACGAACUAUUUUAUUUUGAGUCUCGCAUGUGCUGACGUCGUUGUUGGUCUCAUAUCAAUGAAUUUAUUCACCACCUUCGUUGUCAAGGGUGGAUGGACGCUGGGGCCAAUAGUGUGCGAUUUCUGGCUGACUGUUGAUUAUGUUGCUUCCAACGCAUCAGUGAUGAAUCUUCUGAUCAUAUGUGUUGAUCGAUAUCUGGCUAUAACAAAACCGCUGACUUACAGGACAAAGCGAACGAAAAGCCGAGCACGGAAGAUGAUUGCAGGGGCGUGGAUUCUCAGCUUUUUCUUGUGGGCGCCUGCAAUUCUGUUAUGGCCUAUUAUUGAAGGUAAAAGAUCAGUUGAAGAGCACGAAUGUCAUAUCCAAUUUAUCUACACAAGCCCGAUGGUUACAUUUGGCACAGCACUUGCAGCAUUUUAUAUUCCAACAGCUGUGAUGAUAACUUUAAAUUGGAAGAUAUAUAGAGUGAAUGUUCAACACCAGCGUUACAGAACAGCUUUUAAAGCAGUCAGUAAAUGGAGAACUGGAUCAUCGAAUGCCACGUCUACGAAGAACUAUCUGAGGGCUUUUGCCAAUUCUAGUAAUAGAGAUGACGACAAACGUUCUGAAGAAGCAGACGAGGAAUCGGGAGAAAUGCGAAAGAGACUCUCAGUCAUGAAAGAAGAGCCUGAAAAGUUGUCUCAGAAUAUGUAUGAGACGACAGAUCAGGCGACAUAUUCAGACAUGGGCGAAGGAACAGAUAAUAAUGAUGGAACCAACGAACAAAUCCAACCAAUGUUGAAAUCUAAUGUGAAUAAGCAACGCAUCUGGCAGAAGACGUCGGAUCCAUUUGAUUUGCUUUCUGAAGUAAUGAGCCAUGCAUUAAUGAAAGACGUUAAACUAUCGAAAAAGAACGAUCACUUGGCAAGUAAAGGAGAUGCCGAUGAUGUAAUCAAAUCGCUACAUUACGACGGGUUAGCAGUAACAGUGACUUCGCCGACUUCAGAAAAUAAUCCUUCUGAAGACGAAGAGUCAGAUGGCGCAUCCGAUGUAUCAGAAGAAGUUUCUAAGCCAUUUUUAUCUCUUGCAUUUGCAAAUGGGCUCGGUGUAGAUGGAGCUAGAAUCGCGUUUCAACCAUCGGCUAGCAAUACACCCAUUACGAAGACUAGGCGAAACUCUCCCUUAGCCAGAAGCGUAAGCGCAGAUGCGUUUCGCCCUGGAACGGGUGAAAACUUACUCGCAGUGGAACUGAACAAAAAACGUCACAUGUCAGAACGCCGCGCGUCUUCGAAGCGUGGAUUAUCGCGAUGUACCAGUUCUGCGUCAGAAGGUGUGGCUCCAACUUCAAGCUCGUCAUCUUCAGCGCGUCUUAGCGACGUGACCGCACUUUUCGCGGCUACUAGCAAAAACGUCAAAGAUAGAAUUUCCGCUGUCUCCCGUAAAGACAAUAAAGCCGCACGGAUGUUGGCGGCAAUUUUAAUCGCGUUCGUGGCCACGUGGCUACCUUAUAAUAUUUUAGUUUUAGUAUCAACACUAUGCGAAAGUUGUGUGAAUGACACGCUGUGGAAAAUUUCAUACUGGCUUUGUUAUCUUAACUCAACAAUCAACCCUCUGUGUUAUGCUUUGUGCAGCGAAGAAUUUCGAAAGACCUUUCGUAAACUCUUGUGUUGUAACAAGGAGAAGAAACCAAAAAUUUAAACACGCGGAAUGUGAGGCGCCACCUAAUUCUGUCAAUGGUAUUUGGCUACUUAACAAACCAGCAAAACUGAAAUAUACAAAUUUAAUUAACGUUUCACAGUUCAGCCCAAAGCUUGUCUGUACGGACACCUCAUCGCUAAUUUUAAUAUCAAAAUAAGUCACACGAAGCCGGCAAACCGCAUCAUGUUUCUAAAUAUAUUUUCAAAUUCUGAUACAAGAUAUUUAAUUAUAUUUCAUUUAGCCGUGUUUUGUUUUCUUGUCAAUCAAUUAUUCUUUUAUUUAUUUUGUUCCUUUUCUUGUCGCAUUUCAGAAUAUUCUUUUGUUGAAUUAAAUUACAAUAAAAUGACUGAAAACAUACUGCAAAGAGAUAUACUAACAUGUGCAAACUGAGCCUAAUCUACCUUACAUAUUGUUCAAGUCGGCACCAUAACACGCCUCCACGAUCCAGCGUCCGACUGGGAACCAACCUUAAAACUAGAGGAGCAAUCGAUAUCACUCCGAUGUCCAGACUUUUGACACAGAAUUCGUCAUUUUAAGCAGUGUUAAAAUGGUAAUGUUCAAAAUGAAUUUAGGAAUGGUCCGACGACGAAGAAGGGAUGACCUAUGCGAAGAUAGGCUUUGAAUACAAUUAAGGCCGCUUUGAGAACAAAUUCUGAAUCUCAAGUCCCAAUCUGACCGAGUGGAGGCGUUAGU